CCACACAACUCCAUCAGACAAACACAUACAGAAACCUUCUGAUCUCAAGCAAUGAAGGCUGCCUUGCUUGCCCUGUUCUUCCUUGUCUUUGCCUUCACAUCAGCCAAAGCAAGUAUUUUGGUUGACACCGAAGGCAACGCCGUCAGAAAUGGUGGCUCAUACUACAUCCUUCCAGCACGCCGGGGAAACGGCGGCGGCCUCAGCCUUGCGGCCAUCGGCGGCGAAUCUUGCCCUCUUACCGUUGUUCAAACUUUGUCCGAACAAUCCAACGGUUUGCCCACCAGACUUUCUUCUCCUUACAAAAUCCUUUAUCUGCCCACAAACUUUGAUUUGGACUUCACCGUCGUUGCACCACCAAAGUGCGCAGCCCAACCGGCGAAAUGGACGAUCGUCGGCCGAAAAGAAGAGAAUAGGCAAGUGAAACUAGCGGGACAGCAAGACACCGUACGUGGUUCGUUUAGAAUUCAGACACAUCGUGGCCUGACCUACAAGAUUGUGUUCUGUGAGAGUGGUGAAGAGUCUUGCAGGGCUCUUGGGCUUUCCAACGAUGACAAAGGACACAGAAUUUUGUCUAUUAACGAUGAAAAUCCUUUCGUUGUCGUGUUUCGUAAGGCUCAAUCAUCUGCCGCAUAAAGGGUGGACUGCACUGCGUUAAUGCUGAGGAAGCCACUGCAUGUUGCAAGACUUUACAUAACUCCUUGCACGUAAUAAUAGAAUAAUGGUUCAUGUGUUUUCCUCUUCUACCUCUGUAUCUGAAGCCUAACAUAAAUAAAAUCAUGUUCCAAGUGGCUUCCUUUUCUCUUU
Messenger RNA from Neltuma alba, 804 nucleotides. RefSeq names its product trypsin inhibitor DE5 alpha chain-like. NCBI's taxonomy places the organism in Eukaryota, Viridiplantae, Streptophyta, Magnoliopsida, Fabales, Fabaceae. The transcript has a single exon. Gene Ontology annotation, molecular function: endopeptidase inhibitor activity. Bases 52 to 633 code for a protein of 193 amino acids. The record is from RefSeq and is a predicted model, not a curated record.